Paramecium octaurelia is the source of this 4669-nucleotide messenger RNA. Lineage: Eukaryota; Ciliophora; Oligohymenophorea; Peniculida; Parameciidae. The record is from the annotation of a GenBank genome assembly.
AUGAAUUCAGAAUUGGGAUCCAUCUCAGAACGUGCUCCUUUAAAAACGUAGCCGACUCUCCCAAAAUAAUAGCUAAGGCCAGCAUUCUUAAAGACAGUUAAUUUGAAAACUAUACACACUAAUAGAAUGAACUCAUUUCAAAAUAAAAUCUGGAGAGAUAGAGCACUCUUAGUACUAAUCUAAGUACUUCGCUUUAUAUCACUUAUUACUCGCAGUCCCUUUGCAUCAAAAUUCUCUUUAUUGGAUAGAAAUAUGUUUAGAAUUAUUGGGGAUAAAGCAGCUGAUUUCAAUUAUUACUUGCUCCAUGAUUAUUUUAAAUAUAUGGUAAUAUGUCAACCUUAUCAAGAAACCCGAAUAAUCCUCUCGCGUCAAAUAUUUCUUACAAUAGCGCCUUUAUAAGAUUUGUUACAUGAAAGGAGUCAUGGAUUAUAUGACCAAUUUAAGGCUCAUCUUUGAACCAGAGUCCAUUUUACUACUGUUAUGGAAUAUUCUUUAACUCAUAAGCAUCAAUUUAAACAUACUGUAUAUAACUGUUAAAUUUUCUUUUGAUUUUGAAAACUACCCACCUGAAAGUUAUGAAUUUUGCGAAAUUUUUCUAUUCCAAGUCCCCUUUUUUUUAUAUUUGAUAGACAUCCUAAUUUAGCUUAACACUUGCUAUUACGAAGCAGGCUACCUAGUUAAGGAUAGAAAUAAGAUUUGGUACAACUUUUACAAAAAUAGUAUAUUUCAACAUUUAAAAUUUUAGAUUUUUUUAAUAAUUUACUUAUAUUAGUUCCUACUUCCAUUUACUUUUUAGCCUUAUAAGAUUCCCCGCUUUAUUUAUUUAUGCUUCUGAAGGCUAUAUCAAUACCAACUAUAACUGAAGCCAUCAUAGACAGAGUAGAGCUUACAACCAAUUACUGGAUCAUCUAUGACCUAAUCCGUUUGAUUUACGUGAUUCUUUACGAAUCGCAUAUUUGUUGUUGUGGAUUAUUCUAUGUAGGACUUUUGAACAAGGAAGCCUCUUGGUUAUUACAAAAUGACCUAAUCAAUGAAACUUGGAUUAUAAAAUAUGUAUAUUUAUAUUUUAUCUUAGCUCAGUACAUUCUAUUGGAGUAUAAUCACUAUGACUACAAUAGGCUAUGGUGAUAUUACACCUUAGAAUCUAUUUGAAAAGUCGUUUCUAAUAUUUGUUGCUAUUUUUUCAUGUUGUACAUUUGGUUAUUCAAUUAAUUGUAUUGGCCAGAUUAUUGGGUAAUUGCAAUCAAAGAAUCACUAAAUUCGAGUUGAUUUGAAUGAUUUAAAAUAGUAUCUUAGAGUUAGGGGAUACAACAGUAAGUUGUAGAUAAAGAUUCUUAGAUUUUUUGAAUAUUUAUGGAAGGAUUAAAAGAAUGAAAAUCAAUUAGACUUAGUUAAAUUCAACUAACAAUUGCCAUCUCAUUUGCAUAGUGUAAGAUAAAUAAUAUUAUAGGAAAUGAUGAUAGACCUUAACAUGAAGAGUAUAUCAAAGAUCCCUUUCUUCAAAGAGAAUUUUAAUGAGGAUUUCAUAUCAGCGUUGGCGUCUAAAUUUACUGAAGAAAAGUUGGUUCCAUUCAAUACAAUAUUUUCAAAGAAUGAUCCUAGCAAUUUUUUAUACAUCUUGUGUGAUGGGGAAAUUGAAUAUUUUGUCGAAAUUCCAGAGGGUUCUGCUACUAUUUUAAGUAUCCAGACAAUAACUGGAUAGGACGAAAUAUUUGGUUAGCAAGAGUUUCUCUUAGAUUAGAACUAUGAAAUAAGUUGUAGAUCAACUACAUCAUCAAGAAUAUUGAAAAUAUCCAAGAUGGACUUCAAUAUAAUAGCCAAGAAAUUUGGAUAUGUAUAUAGCUUUCUUAAUCCUAGGAAAAAUACUGUUAAUUGAAAGAUUUAGUCAAAUUCUCUGGUCGAUUUGAUGAAUUUCAUUUGCAUUGUGUUGGGUGUAAUAAAUCUACGCACAUGCUCUAUUAAUGUCCGAUGUUAACUGGUUUUCCUAAUAAAACCAAAAUAAUCAUUCAAUAUCGUAAGAAUCAAUUGUAAGAAAGGAAGUUCCACACAAGAAAUAACUUAAAAAGAAGAUUGUCAUCACUCAUUUUUGAGGCAUAAAUAUCUGAUACAGUGCUUUACUAUCUAUUGAAAGACCCUAAACUAUCCCUAUAAAUUAGUUCUUAAUAUUACAUUCAAACCUUAAAACAGUAGUAGAUGUAAAAAGAGUAAUAGAAUAAUAUUUCUAAUGUGCAUAAGUUGCCUAAAGAUGAGGUCAGAUAAACAGGAAGGAAGCAAUCAGUCUUGAAUAUUAAAGGUAGAAAGCAAUCUCAGUAUAUUAAAAGAUUGCCUGAUUUUCUUAAUGGUCAGUAUAUCAAUUUUAAAUCAAUGGCUGAAGAUAAGAUUAAAACUGGAGUAGACAAUAUUUCUAAGAAUGUGUCUGCAUAACAAUCGGAGACUCCGAGUCCUGAAAGAAAACAAAAUACGAAAAUGAAGACUCAGGAAGAAAUCAAUAUUUUUGAAUAACAUAGGAUCUCUGCAGAUAUUGCUAAGACUUUAUCCUUCAAAUCCAUGAAUUAAUCAUCUCAGGAUUAGGAAUAAUAGUUAAAUUCGGAUACUGAUAGUGUUAAGGAAAACUCUGAAUUGUCAUAGUAGAAUUCUUCGCUGUCAUAGACGAGCAGUGAAUCUCCUUCAAAAAACUAGAAGGAUGUCAGUCCAGGGAUUGAUCAAAUCACUCAGAUUUAUAUGGGUACAUACAAAGAUAUUUUUGAGAAAUUCGACAAAUUCCAGGAUUAUUAAAAUUAUAUGACACAUAUGAAUUCUUCUAAGAUUCUUGAACAACUCAAUCAAUUCAAAGAGACACAGAAUUUUACUGAUUUUAUGAAUGUGAACUUUGUGAGAAAACGUAGAUCAAAACGUAGUAAAUUGGUAAUAAAAAUUGAUUAUUGAGAUUAUUAUUAAUUUAUUUAUGUACAGAUUUAAACUCUGUCUAAAUUAUUCACGUUUGAAUUAAUCGCUUUCUGCUUUUUUGAAAAAGUACAAGACGAAUUAAAAGAAUGUGAUUCAAGUUGACAAUAAAUUAGUCGAAAUUGAUAAAAGUAUUUCACGAUAGCCAAAACCAAUCCAACCAUAAUAAACAAUUCCUCAAGAAGAUCAAUUAAAAUAGAAAUAUCUCUUAUAGAGAGCAAAACCAAUUGAUCUCAACGAGAAGGACAACUUCAGUCAUUUUAAUAGAGCACAAUAACUGGCAUUAGAUAAAUAGGUAAAGUAAGUAGGAGAAGAUUAUAAAGUGGAAGCAGAAGUAUUGAAAUUACAAAACAAAGGAGAAUUGUGUAAUGAUUCAUUUUAUUAUUAAUAGUGAUUGAUGACACCAAAUUGCCGAAAUAAUUCUUGGCAACUCUGGAUAGACAAAGAAAGAAAGGUAAGAGAAUGCUGAGGAGAUUCUUUAUCGAUGGUGAACAUCGUUACGUGAAGGAAAAUAUCUAUAAAUUCAGAAGUGUGGCUGAAUGGAAGAAAUACAUGAGAUUUAAGAAGCCUAUGUUGAUUGAUUUAAAAAUGGAAUAAUUUAAGAGAUAUCCAGGUACAGACAAGGGAAAAUUUCCUUUGUAAGACAAGCCUGGAUUUACAAGUAAAAAUUGAUCUCAAAUUUAUAGAGUGGUUUAGAGAAAAUCAUACUCAGAAAACAGUGGAUGCAAUUGAAUAUUUAGUCAGAAAAGGAUAUGGUAAACAACCUGAAAUAAUGAUGAAGAAGAAGAAGGGUUAUAGAUCGAGGACAAAGAAAGCACUAGCAAAACUUGACUUGAAAAAAAGAUUAUAGAGAUUAAAGCAAGAAAUACAUGAGGAGUCAAAUUGGGAGACUGUGGCUCCAGGACCAGCUCUAUUCGUUAAGGAAACCAUGAUGGAACAAUUAUUGAAGAGGAAUCCAAUUAAAGAUUUGGGAUUAAAUACGAAUAUCAAAAUUCAGACUCAUAUACCCGAUGGAGAAGUUCAACCAUUGCCAGAGAAGUACCCUUUAGAGAAGACCGAAUUGAUUUACUAUUUGGAAAGAUGGUCAUUCUUCAGAUCAUUUGGAGCAUAUUAAUUAUUGAAGGAUAUCAUAACUGGUAAGCAAGAAUCUAGUCCACAGGAACCUGUUAAAUCUGGAUCCUUGAAUACAUAUUACUAGACAUUACCUAAACAUAUUAGAGACAAUCCCAAUGUUAAGAAUGUGUACAGAGGAUUGGAAUUCGCAAAUAAUUAGAUGACAUUGGCUGAAAAAGAAAACUCUUUGAAUUAUGCUGCCAGAUUAUCUUGCCAAUUUGAUGAAAUGAAUCAAGAAGUCUAUGAUUUAGGAUCAGCUGGAUACAGACCUAUGAUUUCAAGAUUCGAUGAGGAAAGAUUGAUGCAAGAUCAAGAAAAUGAACAUGUCGAUACUGCUAUUGUAAUUCAAAUUUGUUUAAUCUUUUACUUAGAAUCCAGAUGUAGUCUUCAAGUAUUUAGAACAGAGAGCACACACUCCAAGACAUGUUGCUAAGGAUGAUGUUCCUCUUCCUGAUUGGGCUGUGGAUAAAUCGGAGAGAGUGGAUGAUAUUCCUGUUGAUUACUACAUCAACGACGAUGGAUUCUGGGAUGAUUACAUUAAAGCCAAAGAAGAAAAACACUUAAAGGACAGUCCAAUAUCUGGAGGAAAGAAAUAUUUUAGACAUAUUUGAAA